UAAAUCAGUUAUCUUAUUUUAUCAAGGUUUUGAACAUGUAGCUUUCAUUGUCUCUUAUUUAAACGAUAUAAAGUGAUAUAGAUAAAAAUCGCGCCAGGUUAACCGCAAACCUUUCACGUUUAUCGUCUAUGUUUAUUAUAUUCAUGGGGUUACAUGUAGUUAGCUUAAACCUGGGUAUACUUUGUAUUUUGUUGUGUUUUUCUGCAAAUUAAAAGUGAAAAUGAAGUGAAAGGAAUGUUAACAUGAAAUGAAAAUGGAAGAAAAAGAAAUCACUUGGGAGAAAGCCAAAUAGUGAUUCUAAAUAGGUUUGAGAAAUAACAACAGUCUGUUGCAUGAGAUAACGUGCAAAUGCAACCAAAAAUAAAUAGAAUUAUGGAAAUACAGAUCUUAAUUUCUGGAAACUGAAAUUAAACCAAAAGACAAGGAAAAGCUUGAACUUAAAUCAAAUGGUCAUAGAAGGGUUGGAAAAAGUCCAUAUUACAACAACAGUAUGUUUUAAGUGACAAAAACUAAAAAAAAAAACAACUCGUUGAUAUAGAUAUAUUUAAAUGUGUUAAAAAUCUUAUGAAUAAGAAACAAGAAGAAUCAAUGACGAAAAAGCGGCGAUUGGAGAGAGAGAUGUCACAAUCGUCUGGAAUAACAAUUCUUUCAAAUGUUACACAGACCACUGAAUUAUCUAGUGAUUUAGAAGACAACAACUCUGAUUCAUCUUCUGUUAAUCAGUUUGACGCUCUCAACGGCAACGCCCGAGUACAACAAAUGGCGCCACCUUCCAGCAAAAGCAAAGAGUUCAAACAAAACGUGCUCAGAAGCAAUUUGCUAGAAAACGCCAAGUUUCAUGGAGCAUUGAUGAUGAUGACGAGACCUUUGAAAAGGAAGUAAGAGGACAAUCCGACACGUCGGCACAGCAAAUGAAUCCUGGACAGUAUGAUAAUAAUUUUGCUGGAACGAACAACAGCCAUCGAGCUACAGAGAGAGGUCUCGACACUUUUGCUCUUUCAUACAAUAAACAACCUUUUAACAAAACAUGUGACCGAAAUAAUCGUAUUUUUCAAUCAAAACUGAGGAGCAACACAACCUCGCAAAUUCACGGUCAUGAGAACGAGAUUCAGAGGCAAAUACUAUUAGACAAACUUGUCAGACGGAAUGAUGCUCAACAGCUUCAAAGCAGACGAUCUCAGAGUGCGACAUCUUUGCGCGUUAAUAGUUUACAGAACCGGUCCGAUAGUCAUCUGUACGAGUCUCUUCAAUCGCAAAAUGCAGCACAAAAUAUGUUAAAUAAUAAUCCUCCAGUACAAACAGUUGUACACAUGACUUCAAAUGAUUCAAAUUACUUACAUCCGGUGACUGAAACACAAAUUCACAGGAACAAUUUAAGAAAGGCGGAAAACAUGUUCGCGAAUUCUGGCGAUGAAUCUUCCGCAUAUGCUGACGUCAUGCGGCAUAAUGAACCUUUUAAUGUAGGUCAAGGUCAGAAAAAAUGUUAUGACUUUUGCAACAAUUCAUUUUACCGGAAGGGGUUCUAUAUAUUACUGAUUUUCAAUGUGAUACUCAUUCUGCUGAACACAUUCGGACUGCCUUACGUCUAUUUUGCCAUAAAUCAGGAAAAAGAAGUUAGUAAAGCCGCGAACCUGAACGAAGGAGGAGAGUUUGCCAGUGCAGUGCAUUCCGAGUUCUGUGUGAAAUGCGACAAACUAAAUGAAGUGGUGAAUUCUAGUGAAGUUUCCAUCAAAGACGGACAGUGUUGUAUUAAGUCGGCCGAAAAAUUACUACCAAUACUUCUGGAGAUUGUUGAUGAUUUAGCGCGUGUUCCGACACCAGAGAAAACAGCCAAUGUUCCUGUCAUUCAAUUAAGAGCUGACAAGACAAAUAACAAAUAUCAUCUAGAUAACAAAAAUCAUCCAGAAAUUAUUUGGCAAAAAAGGCCAGAUGUUGGGACCUUUGGCUCCACAGAUAGAGAAGACGACGAAAUAAAAGUUCCAAAGACUGGAUACUAUUAUGUGUACAACCGAGUAAAUUAUAAAUUACCAACAUACGAAGGCCAGUCAAAAGAGUUUCCCAUCAUACAUACAAUCAAUAAAAAAAUAGGUGACAAGGAAAGUCAACUAGACGAAGUAGUUCAACGAUGUUUUCCUACUAACACUACUGGUGACGUCAUACAUGCAAAUCAGCAUGGAUCAAUUCACCAUUUAAAGAAAGGCGACAGACUUGUCAUUACAUUACAUCAUCCAAAAUAUUUUCUUCCUGAAAAUACACUAUUUGGAAUGUUCAUGGUAGCAACUUAGUUGCCUUAAUUUCGACAUACUUCGUAUAAAUUCGGCAAACUUCGCAUUACUUUAGCAAACUUCGUAUAACUUCGUAAAACUUCGAUAAACUUCUUAUAACAUCGGCAAAUUUCGUACAACUUCGGUAUGUUUGAUUCUUUUUAAAAUGACACGGGUUUUUCUCUCUCACUGUCAUUAAAACGUUUGUUUAAUCUGUGUUUGUGCGGUAUAACAGCAUAGUAUGUUUUCAGGUUUGUCUUGUUUUAUAUUGUAAUUGAAUGUGUAUUGAAUGAUUUUUUAAAAUAAAACGGCUGUGAUACUUUUUAUUUGUAAGAAAUUUGACCUCAAUCAACGCAUUUAUUUUUCAUUUAUUUCAUAUUUCAUGUGAAGACUAUUCAAAAGUCAUUUCUUUUUUUUAAAUUGUUCACAAAUUUCAUCCAUACAUAUCUUUUGUGUAAAGUUUAUGAAUAUUACAUAUUGCAGUCUGUUAUAUAUGUUUUUUAUGUAUAUAAAGGACAUUUAAUAGAGAAAUAUAAGCUUUUGAUAAUAUUCAAAGCUUUGCUCGAACAAGUUUAUUCACCUAUUCUCAUACAACUGUAAAUAUACAUGUCAUUAGAUUUGUUAAAAACAUUGUUUACCAUGAAUAUCUUCAAUAUCAACAUAAAUGUACAUGUAUGAUUAUAAUUAUCAUGAACAAUGAACGUUUUAUAACGCUCAUUUAGAUAUUGUGUUCUUAAUUUUAUACAUGUAUCGUUUAUAAUCGGACACCCUCGACAUUUUCCGUCUUAGUCCGGUUAUAUCAAUAGUUUCAUUAUAUUAUUAUUAUUAUUAUUAUUGUUUUUAUUAUUAUUAUUAUUAUUAUUAUAAUUAUUAUUAUUAUUAUUAUAAAAUCGAAGAUACCAAAGGAAUGACCCAAAUGCGGCAGAUCGGAAAUGACGGAAAUGGCGGGAAAAUGUGUCAUUGCUCAAAAGUCAAAAUCAUUUAUAGGGCGCUUGUUAUGUGCUGUCACGCAUGUUUGCAUAUUUUAUAUCAAUGUUAUCUAGAUCUAAUCUAGGACAAGAUGUCAUAAGGUUAUUAGGUCAUGAUAAAUUUAUUCAAUAAAACUGAUAAUAAAUAAUA
Messenger RNA from Ruditapes philippinarum (Manila clam), 3383 nucleotides. RefSeq lists its product as uncharacterized. Lineage: Eukaryota; Metazoa; Mollusca; Bivalvia; Venerida; Veneridae. Gene Ontology annotation, molecular function: tumor necrosis factor receptor binding. The record is from RefSeq and is a predicted model, not a curated record. Gene Ontology annotation, cellular component: membrane. The coding region runs from base 912 to 2285 and encodes 457 amino acids. Gene Ontology annotation, biological process: immune response. The transcript has 5 exons.